CCACUUCAUUGUUGGAAACCGAGUUGAUAUAGUAUUGCUCAAGGCAUAUCCAUAUCAUACUCUUCAUUUCGAAUUUUUGGCGCAGCAGUCCCGUCAUGCCAUCCCAACAAACGGCAUCCCAACUCAGGGAUGUCGUAGUCGGAGCUCGAACUGAGUUGAUGAAAAAACUACACGAGCUGGACAACCCUAUAUUCUACCCCUUUCGGUUUCUUUCCGAGAUCUUCAAUUGGCAAUGCUUGGUUUUCUUUACUAUUUUCCAAUGGUUUGCCGACAAGGUCUUUUCACCAAGACCUCCAGGUCCGAGCACUCAUUUAGGAAAGCCCAAGGUUGCCAUCAUCGGUGCUGGAAUCACCGGUGUCACCUCCGCCGCUCAUUGUAUCGGUCAUGGAUUCGAUGUUACGAUUUUUGAGGUUGGAGAUGAGAACAGCUUAGGAGGCAUCUGGAGUAAAGUCAACAAUUCUUCGGGCCUGCAGAUCCAUUCUUUCAUGUACAGAUUUCACCCCUCAGUCAAAUGGAACCGCGGCUAUCCAGACCGGCAGCAGAUCAUUAGCCAGGUCAAACAACUAUGGGAACGAUACGGCCUGGACACGAGAACCAAGUUCAAUACCAAGGUUGACAAGGUGUAUAAGGACGAUCAAGGUCGCUGGAUAAUCAACAACACUGCGAAUGGUAGAUUUGAAGGUGUCAUAGCCGCUGUUGGGACUUGCGGCGACCCCAAGAUGCCUCGGAUGGAUGGCAUGGACAAUUUCAAGAACCCAGUCUAUCAUUCAAGUCAAUUGACCGGGGUCGAUGUCAAGGACAAAACGAUGGUAAUCAUCGGCGGCGGCGCCUCUGCUGUUGAGGCUUUGGAGUAUGCUUCUGACGAGGGAGCAGCGAAAGCUUAUAUUCUGUCGCGCAGUGAUAAAUGGAUUAUUCCCCGUAACUGGGUUAUUGAUGUCCUCCUCUCCUUGAACAUCUGGGGCCAAGAGACGAUAUUGUCUGCUAUUCCAGAGAUGCUAUUAAAAAAACUGUUCUACCGAGAUCUGCAAGAUCUAGCACCGAGUGAUAAGGGUAUAUUCACGGAUACGCCAAUGGUCAACUCGGACGUAAUGGAAAAACUUCGUUCUGGCCAAGUCGAAUAUAUACGCUGUGACAUCGAGAGAUUUACCAACACUGGCGUUCUCAUCAAUAAGAGAGAAAAGGGGGUACCAGCGGGGGGACCUGGCCGGCAAGUAAACCUUGAAGGCGAUUUGGUGGUUAUGGCAACUGGAUAUAAGAGACCGUCGCUCAAUUUUCUACCCGAUGAAAGCUUCGAAGAACCUUACGGACCACCAAACUGGUAUCUCCAAACCUUUCCUCCACAACAUCCUUCUAUUUCGGCUAUCAAUUGUACCUACUUGUCGGCAAUUGGAACCGUCGGGAACUGGCAUAUCGGUAUUUACACCCGGAUUCUUCUGAUGUUCCUCGUCGACCCAUUAACAAGACCGUCUACAUUCUGGAUGGAGCGUUGGAUUGAUAUGACCAAAUUUCUGAAAGCCACAUCCCCAACUGGUGCAUUCGACUUCUUCACGUAUCUAGAGCUGGUUUGGUGGUUUUUCUUCUGUGUAACAAUCAACCCAUUUCGAUGGAAGUGGGCUUUCUUCGUGUUCUUCGGCUUAGGAUUUGCUCUCCCUAAGCGAAUAGUCGUUGCCGAAGAGCAUAUCCGCAACGGAAUAGGGCUUGACGGGGCAGAUGAACGGGGCCGAGAUACCGGCAAGAGCUUUUAGGAGAACUUUGACGAUGCAUGUUUGUCGCACGAGUCUCAUACCCUGAAGUCGUCAAGGCGACAUGACGAUAUAUCUUCAGGC
Hypoxylon fragiforme is the source of this 1826-nucleotide messenger RNA. Its product is annotated as FAD/NAD(P)-binding domain-containing protein. Gene Ontology annotation, molecular function: N,N-dimethylaniline monooxygenase activity; NADP binding; flavin adenine dinucleotide binding. The coding region runs from base 96 to 1745 and encodes 549 amino acids. The transcript is spliced from 4 exons. The record is from RefSeq and is a predicted model, not a curated record. NCBI's taxonomy places the organism in Eukaryota, Fungi, Ascomycota, Sordariomycetes, Xylariales, Hypoxylaceae.